CUUUCAUGAUGGCCGACGAUCAGGUCGCUGCUGUGGACGUGCCAGUUCCCGCUGCACAAACCAUCGACAUCGCUGGCAUGGUGGACGGCAUGUCGGUGUCACCCUUGGAAGCAAUGUACCUGCAGGACACACACCAUGAUCUUCCUGACAUCAACAACUCCCAAGCCGAGAGAGUUCACGAGCUACAACCAUCAACCACUCUACCAUCACAAGGUCUGAAUGCAACGCAUCCUCAUUCAGUGCGACGAGAAACACCUCCCGCACGGCCACUCCAACAGCCGCCAGAAGGGAUGCAACACGACACAGCCCCGAGUUCACCAAUAUUAAACUCAGCUACAGCCAAACCGUUGUGGGUGCACCGACACUCCAUCGAACCAGCUACUACCACGCCUUCGUCUUCAAGUACCCAUCUUCCAAUAGCUAUUGCAGCGCAUGGGUCCCAGCCAACCAAGAAAUCCGCCGAGCUCACCACUUCCACAGCCUUAGCAUCUCCUACGAAACCAACCGCCCCUGCUCGUCCAGCCCGGCCCAGGCCCCCCUCAGUGGCGUCCGUGGUGGCCGCUGCCAUGCGAAAUCCUGAGUUAGUUACCGCUGACGAAAUGAUUGAGCCAACCGCUGCUGUAAUUGUAACCUUUGACGUCGGGGGCACGAUCUUUCGAUGCAAGCAACGGGUGGUGGAGAAGUACCCAAACAAACGUCUCCAUCGACUACUACUAUGUGGCUGCGAACAACAAAGCAGCGCCAGUAUCAUCUCCACAUCCACCCAAACGACCGCCGCAUCUUUAGCUACGUGUGCGCCUACGACAACGGCCAUCUUUGUCGACCGCAACCCUGCCUACUUUGCACCCAUCCUCGACUGGUAUCGUUGUGGGACGUUCCAUGUACCAGACUCGCUAAGUGUAGCAGGCCUCCAACACGAAGCCGCCUACUUUGACGUGCUGGCCGACAUGUUUCCAACGCUCGACACUGCAAAUACCACCCUCCCACCUGCACCAAUCCAAUCGUCUCUCGCGAGUGCUACUGCGACACCGUUGCCACCUCACUCCACCUUGCAGUCUGCUCUAGCAACUGCCAUCCAUUGCUUUGUCAAGUCGUACACACACACCCUCGUGCCGUCGCAACCACCCAUUGUGUUUGUUCUCCGGGCACAUGAGCAACUGGUGCUGGACAGCGCCGCGGGCGUCGGACGGCUCUUACUCCGUGUCACAGAUUUGCAUGGCAACACCACGGUGUCGCGUGCAGUAUUGUACGACAGCCACUCGUACUUUUUUCUCGGCGGUGGCCUAGCCAAAUUGCACGGCACGCCGUUCCCAGGCAACCUCAUUUAUUCGUUCUGGGCAGACGACACAUGUACUACUACUACAACUACUAGCACCUUAGCUUCCAGUGAUGGGGGUGUCGAGAUGUUGCCGCCGCUACAUGUCGAGUUCAAGCUCCGUUGUGCGUUUCAUAAGUCGGACGAGCUCGUUCUUGCAGCGCACGAGCAGCAACUACUCGGCCAUACGCUGGACAUGGUAGCCAAAACCACCAGUGCCACCAUCACCACUGCCGUGCUAGCUGGCCUGGACUUGAGUCUACACGUCAUGGCUAGCGUAGCCGGCAGAAAAGAGCGUGAAAACCCAAGGCCAGCUGUAGUUCCUGCACAACAACCACCAGUACACUUGUUGGCUGCUACUCCUGCGGUUAGGCUGGCUAUUCCAACCGUCAGUACAACGAACGAUAGAAAUUCGUCUGUGGCGCCGGCUCAAGGCUACCGACCACCGCCCCCAGUAGCUGCAGCCACUGCAGUACCACCAGUAGUAGCGUCCCAAGCGUACAACACAUCGAAAGAGCAUGCAAUAUCGCUACCCGAAAAGACCAAAGAGCGAGCUCAAAUUCUAGACGAAGCGCAGCAAUUCCAAUCCAAAGUCAAAGAGCAUGCGGCGUGGCUGCAGCAUUACCAGCGCGAAGUCCAACAAUCAACUUCAAUUCUGCGCGAACCCUCUUCCAAUUCAGACAGCAACUCACCCAACAAGAAGAGUUCAACAGGAGCCGCAGCCACCAAUGUCACUCCGAGACAAGUCGGCAAGCGCAAGUGAUCAAAGCAACUACUAACGUUAGUAGUAUGUACAAAGCGCCUUUCCGCGGCAUGAUGCUAGUAACGUUACUAUUAAUAGUACAUUUGCGAAUGAGUUGAAC
Messenger RNA from Aphanomyces astaci, 2178 nucleotides. RefSeq lists its product as hypothetical. The record is from RefSeq and is a predicted model, not a curated record. Gene Ontology annotation, molecular function: protein binding. Gene Ontology annotation, biological process: protein homooligomerization. Bases 6 to 2078 code for a protein of 690 amino acids. NCBI's taxonomy places the organism in Eukaryota, Oomycota, Saprolegniomycetes, Saprolegniales, Verrucalvaceae. The transcript is spliced from 3 exons.